CCUCUCGCUCACCCACUUUCAUGGGUCCAAACUGGAACAGAAGAUUUCUUCCCUUUUUCCGCGGAACAGACAACGCAUUCAGUAGCAAUUGCCCUUUAGGAGCCAAUGGCCACUUGGAAGGCGGGUUUCGUUGGAACCAAAACAUCAGCUGUCAAUGGUCCGGGAGAGAAGGCUUUGGGGAAUGAACUUGGAUCAAUUAUUGUGGUUUGUCUUGUAUGAUGAUCCCUUUGCAUCAUCAUCCCCGCCAUCAGUCGUCUUGGCUUAGGUGGUUCUAUCAGUUGAAGAAUUCUAGAAAUCCCAAUCGGUAUUACUUCUUCAGUGUGAUAUGCGCCAUAGUGUUGUCAUUGCCAUUCUUGUUUGUCAUCGAAAAUGCGUCUUGGACGCGGAAGAACUCUAGAGAUAUGCGGGUUUACGUCAAACCGGAGGAAAUCACGACAAUAGCUCACCCAAGUACUCUUCAUAGUUAUUCUCACAUGUUGGAGGUUGUGAUUGCCAUUCAUUCCCAUCCAAACAAUUUCGACGAGAGAGAUGCCAUUCGACAUAUGUGGAUGCAUCAUGCCAUUGCCACAGGAAAAAUUGCUGUGAUAUUUUGUAUCGGAAAAAGCCCCGAACGGCAUGGUUCCAUCAAUACCAGGGUUCUAAAAGAGUCAGAUGAAUUCGGGGACAUCUUAUUGGAAGACUUUAUCGAUACAUACGAUAAUCUCACCAUUAAAUCCACCUUAAUGCUCAAAUACUUUCAUAACAAUGAUAUUGGUACCAAAGUGAUCUUCAAGGUUAGAAAAAAUGGACUCGUUCGCAGAAAAGGCUUAUUAACCAUUUACCACUUACAGGCGGAUGACGACGUGUUUGUUAAUCCCACCGAGCUUCUCCGACAAGUUCGAUAUUGGAGUUAUGCCACCGAUGGGUUCCAAAAAGUGAUGUUUGGGCAUGCAUAUAACUCACCCCCGAUUCGUCUCACCACGAUAUUUGCUCCACAGAAAAAAUGGAUCAUGCCUCGAUGGAUGUAUCCAGAGGAUCUCUACCCCACGUACCUGAGUGGAUCCGGGUACAUAAUCCCGUCUUCAGAAAUAACUUGUCUCUAUGAAGCGGCGUUAGAAACCCCUUUGGUGUACCUUGAAGACGUAUUUGUAACGGGGAUCCUGGCCGAAACUUGUGGUAUCCGACGGCAACACAACGAGUUCUUCCUACCCAAUAAACGAUCUCCAUGUUUGCUCAACGAUUCCAACUUCAUUUUAGCUCACGGAAUCAAACUCAAAGACAAGGAGAUCAUACAAGAAAUCCUAACAUUUGGAUACAGUGAACACUGUUGA
Molecule: messenger RNA, 1310 nt
Organism: Tigriopus californicus
Lineage: Eukaryota; Metazoa; Arthropoda; Copepoda; Harpacticoida; Harpacticidae
Product: beta-1,3-galactosyltransferase 1-like
Exons: 3
Coding region: 216-1310 (364 amino acids)
Cellular component (GO): membrane
Molecular function (GO): hexosyltransferase activity
Source: RefSeq, a predicted model, not a curated record